Molecule: messenger RNA, 1164 nt
Organism: Aspergillus puulaauensis
Lineage: Eukaryota; Fungi; Ascomycota; Eurotiomycetes; Eurotiales; Aspergillaceae
Product: Gfo/Idh/MocA family protein
Exons: 4
Coding region: 1-1164 (387 amino acids)
Molecular function (GO): nucleotide binding
Source: RefSeq, a predicted model, not a curated record
AUGGCUUACAAUCUUCGAUGGGGGAUCCUCGCUACCGGAGGAAUCGCAGAAACCUUUGUAAAGGAUCUGCUGUUGAACCCAAGUAAGAGAGGAGUUACAGACGUUGCUCACACUGUGGUCGCUGUCGCAUCCUCCUCCUCCAAGUCUUCAGCGGACUCAUUCGUCCAAAGACUCCAGAUUCCCAGACCAUGCGCGACAUACGGAUCUUACAAAGAGGCCGUUACCAACCCCGACGUCCAAGCAGUCUAUGUGGCCAGUCCUCACUCGCACCACUUUCAACACGCUAUGCUUGCCUUGGAAGCUGGUAAGCAUGUUCUUUGUGAAAAGGCCUUCACCGUAAACGCAGCCCAGGCCAAGGUCUUAUGUGAAGUUGCCCAGAAGAAAGGCCUUUUCCUGAUGGAAGCUGUCUGGACCCGGUACUUCCCACUCAGCAUUCAGGUCCGAGAGCUCGUGCAAUCCGGAGCUGUCGGGGAGGUUCUGCGUGUGGUCUCUGACCUGAGCAUUGGAGCUGAUCCUGAGACGGCUUGGAAGAGCGACCAUCGCAUGGUGAAUAAGGAUUUGGCGGGUGGUGCCCUCCUCGACUUGGGUGUUUAUGCUCUUACCUGGGUCUUCCAAAUUCUUUACCACACCCUGCCUCGUGCUCAGCGUAGAGCCCCAUCUCAGAUUACCUCUCACAUGUCCAAAUAUCCUGGGACUGGAUCAGACGAGGAGGCAACAAUGCUCUUAACAUUCCCAACGACAACACCGUCCGCACUCCCCAAACGCACCUCGCACGCCGUGGCAAUGACGGCCUUUCGAGUUGCAACCGACCCAGACAACCGCGGUUCUGCUGGUCCCUCCAUUCAGAUCCACGGAACCAAGGGCCAUAUCUUAAUAUUUGGGCCUGCCUAUCGCCCGGAGAGAUACCGGGUUGUACCAAAGGCCGAGCCAGGUCAGACCGCAACUUUCCAAGACGUCCAUGUCCCUAUUCCCGGAGAUGCGCGGGGCAUGUUCUGGGAGGCCGACGAAGUUGCCCGUUGUGUGCGUGACGGGAAGCCUGAAAGUGAUACACUUCCUUGGGAGGAGAGUAUUGUUAUCAUGGAAGUUAUGGACCAGGUCCGUCAACAGGGGGGGUUGGUGUAUCCAGAGAGCAUCGAAUCGACAACCUACCCGCUGGAUCUCUGA